GGUGACUUCCCGGGCGGUAAGUUGGGUUCGGCCUCGUGAGAAAAGGGAAAGGAAGAAUUUCGAAUUUUGCUUUUUUAUCGGUGAUGUGUUAUGCCAGUUGUCUCUUUUGGGGUUGAGAAUUGAGUGUGGACUACCGACAGAGCUUGGUGUUGUGAUCGGAGUCUGAAGUGAAGAAGAGGAAACAAGAGAAGGAAGGACUGCGGAAGAAACACCGGAGGAAUGUUUACCGAUGGAGAUCUCGCAGCGACAGCAAGAGAUGGGUACGAGGCCUUCGACUGCUCGAGAGCCGUCGCCCUCAUUGGCUUCCUCGGCCUCCUCUCCAACUUCCAGGACAUCAUAGACGACAUCGUCAACAACAACGGACGGCGAAAACGAAGACGCAUCGCAAGCGCACCCGUUCCCGAAACCCGACUUUGGGACGCCCUACAGGACGUGUUUUCGGCCUUGACUUCGACUUCACGACACCUGAACGCGACCCAGAGUGAGGACAACCUCAAUGAAGCAGGUUGGUUCACAGUGUCACCGGGAAAAGGGUCUGAUAUUUUGAUUAGUAUGGGCAGUAGGGGUGGAGAAUGAGAGGAAAAGAGUUAGUACUGACAUGCUGACAUAGACAUGUUGGGGUCAGAGUCGGGGCGGAAAGAACUAGCUAUCCUACUGUAUAAUUCCGCUAUUUAGUACGAAUAUUGCUCUGCGAAUAUGUGCCCUACAUCCACCUGAUAUGAGACCAACUUUUGGC
Messenger RNA from Penaeus chinensis, 736 nucleotides. RefSeq lists its product as uncharacterized. NCBI's taxonomy places the organism in Eukaryota, Metazoa, Arthropoda, Malacostraca, Decapoda, Penaeidae. The record is from RefSeq and is a predicted model, not a curated record. Bases 220 to 576 code for a protein of 118 amino acids. The transcript has 4 exons.